Molecule: messenger RNA, 2138 nt
Organism: Macadamia integrifolia
Lineage: Eukaryota; Viridiplantae; Streptophyta; Magnoliopsida; Proteales; Proteaceae
Product: protein FLX-like 4
Exons: 7
Coding region: 890-1909 (339 amino acids)
Source: RefSeq, a predicted model, not a curated record
GUUUUUGGGGAUUUCUUGAAAGUUCCACCUUUGAGGGGUUUCGACUUUCGAGUGUGAGGGAGACAAGUAACACUGAGACUGAGGCGGAGAGAAAUAGAGGGGACGACCGGUAUUCGGAGGUGCCUUCCUACUCAGAGAAACCCUAGGAAGUUUAGGAUUCCAGUAACAGAAUUGGCCGCAGCCGCAAUUCCCGAUCUUCCCUCUUGUUCCUCCGUUGUGUUAAGUCUGCCGAGACGGGGGAGACUGGAGACGGAAAGGAGCGAUAGAGUCUGUUCCGCAGAAGGCCCAACUACACAAUCGGGCUGAUUCGGUCUCUGUCCGGUCACCUUCACCCUGCUUUAGACUCCAUCCUUCCAGCUCUGCAUGCGACCUGGUGCAUCGACCACCAGGUUUCGUCUGGCGCUGUCUCUGGCAAGAAAGCACCGGGAAAGAUAUAGCCUCAGUUUAGUGGAUCGAACUCCUUGGUGCUUGACCUGGUGGGACUGAGACUUUGGUUGUAAGUUCCUUCCCCUUGGGCGACAUAACUCCUCAAGCUUCACCUCCAGCUCCAGCUCCAGCUCCAGCUCCAGCUCCAGCUCCAAAGCCCUCCUCAAUUCUGUGAUCGAAGCCAAGUUUCAGGCCUGCCCUGGGUGUUAUCGCCAACUUCAGUUGCAGGUGCUUCCCACAUCCUUCCAGCCUGCCGACCUGACCAACUAUUAUGUGGAUUUGGAAGAGCCUCCUCUUGCGACCCCACGCUUGAAAUUUCAGGCCUAACAGAGAGGGUUUGAAGGAGCUACUCCCAUCACAAGCUGCUGCCCCUUCUCUUCUUGCUGGUCGACCAAGGAAGGAGAAGACUUGGUCGUGGGUUAUUUAGGGCAACUACUCCCCUGGUUGAGAUAUUGUGUUACACAUGGCUGCAAGAGGACACAUACCGUCAUCCUUUGAGGGACGUGUUGUCCAAGCUCCAGGGAUGAUGCGCCAUGGUCCAUAUCCUGGAGCUGGCCAACGCCUUCUAGAGCCACUUCCUCCAGAACUACUGGAGAACAAGGUAGCCAUUCAGGCAGAGGAGAUUGACCGGCUUGUGAGGGAAAAUCAAAGAUUGGCUGGUACUCAUGUGGCCCUGAAGGAGGAGCGCCUUGCUGCUCAACAGGAGAUGCAGAGGCUGCAGGCACACAUUGGAAGCAUCCAAACAGAAAGUGAUAUUCAGAUUAGAGUCCUGUUGGAAAAGAUUUCAAAAAUGGAGGCAGAAGUUAGAGCCAGUGAGAGUUUAAAAACAGAAUUGCAACAGGCACAUUUGGAGGCACAAAGUCUGAUAGUAGCUAGAAAAGAGCUGAAUGCCCAGAUUCAGCAUGCUACUCAGGAAUUACAGAAAACCCUUUCUGAGGUUAAGGAACUACCAGAGAUGCAUGCCGAGCUUGAUGGUUUGAGGGAAGAACACCAGAGGUUGCGUGCUACUUUUGAAUAUGAAAAGGGUUUAAACAUUGAGAAAGUGGAACAAAUGCAAGCAAUGGAGAGAAAUCUGGUAUCCAUUGCAAGAGAAGUAGAGAAGCUUCGAGCUGAGGUCUUGCAUGUAGAGAACAGGGCACGUGCUCCAAACCCAUACGGCGGAAUGUAUGGAAUGCAAGAUCCAUCGCAUCUGCAUUCUCUUCAAGGUGAUAGUAUCUAUAUGGAUGGUUAUGGAAGACCUCAGGUUCAGAUGGGUGGGAGAGCAGGAGAGGGAACACACAUUUAUGGCAGUACCAGUAAUAAUGGUGGCGGUGGUGGUGGUGGUGGUGGUGCUGCUGCUGCUGUUGGUGGUACCAAUUCUGUUUCUGCUGUUGCUGGUGGUGGUGCAGGUACUCCAGCUACUAAUGGCAGUGGUAGUCAGGGAGGAACAUAUGAUGCUAUGAGGGGAGCCCCCUCAGUUGCAGGAAGGACCCAAACUGCUUAAGCCGAGGUUUUAAAAUUGCCAGUCCGCUCCCCCAGGCUGCACCAUACUUAAAACGUUUUUUAGUAAGAGCAGGGUUUUCUUAACCCAUCUUGCCCCAACAAAAACUCAUCUUCUGUAUUCAACUCAUCCAUCUGUACGUAUUGGUGCCGGUGCUAGCACCGACGUGGGUUGCUAGCUUUAUGUCAACUCAUCCAUCUGUGAUCGUAUUUCUCAUCAUAUUGUUACUGAA